Molecule: messenger RNA, 1483 nt
Organism: Carcharodon carcharias (great white shark)
Lineage: Eukaryota; Metazoa; Chordata; Chondrichthyes; Lamniformes; Lamnidae
Gene: smpdl3a
Product: sphingomyelin phosphodiesterase acid like 3A
Exons: 8
Coding region: 32-1399 (455 amino acids)
Biological process (GO): sphingomyelin catabolic process
Molecular function (GO): sphingomyelin phosphodiesterase activity
Source: RefSeq, a predicted model, not a curated record
UGGUGCCGCUCAGUUGUGUACGGAGGCAGCGAUGGACGCGAGGCUGGCGGUUGUAUGUUGGUGUUUCUCCUGCAGUUUGUUUGCGUUCACUCCAAGUGCCUCCGCUUUCAUCGCUGCCUUUCGUCGGAAAAGUACCGGAGUCAGGGCCGCAGGACAAUUCUGGCACAUAAGUGAUUUACAUUUGGAUCCUACCUACCACUUGACAGAUGACCCUACCAAAGUUUGCUUUUCAUCAAUGGGUCUCCCAGCAAAGCAUGCAGGACCUUACGGAGACUAUUUAUGUGAUUCACCAUAUAAUCUUAUCCAGUCUGCUUUAAAGUUUAUGAAAGAUGCUAAAGUUCAACCCUCCUUUGUGAUAUGGACUGGAGAUAGUCCUCCCCACGUACCAGUUGCAAAACUUUCUACAAAAAUUGUGAUUGACAUUCUCCAUAAUAUGACACAGACUAUCCAGGAAUACUUGAAAGAUCUACAGGUUUUUCCUACAUUGGGAAACCAUGACUAUUGGCCACAGGACCAGCUUCCUGUUGACGUAAGUGAUGUGUACAAUGCAGCAGCUGACAUGUGGGGACCGUGGUUGACACAUGAUGCACGUAGGACCUUGCAAAAAGGUGGGUUCUACACCCAGGUCUUUACUUGUAAUGUUACCCAGCAGACUCUCAGGAUAAUCAGCUUAAACUCAAACUUGUACUAUAGUCCCAAUAAAAUGACUGAAGGAAUUCCAGACCCUGCAGGGCAGUUUGCCUGGCUUGAAAAUACAUUGAAGAAAGCUCAACAAAGCAAAGAGGAGGUAUAUCUCAUAGCUCAUGUUCCUCCAGGCUACUUGCCAGGCUCGAUGGACACUACUGCAAUGAGAGAGAAAGACAAUGAGAGGCUUGUGCAAAUUCUUCGCAAAUACAGUGAUAUCAUUGUUGGACAGUUUUUUGGCCACACUCACAGGGACAGCAUCAUGGUCCUUCUGGAUAAGCAAGGGAAUCCUAUCAACUCUUUAUUUGUUGCACCAGCUGUAACUCCGCAAAGACGAACUUUGAAUGGUGUAACCAAUAACCCAGGAUUACGCUUAUACAAAUAUGACACAAGUGACUACAGCUUGUUGGAUUUCUGGCAGUAUUACUUGAACCUUACUGAAGCCAAUGAGAAGAAAAAGCCUGACUGGAAGCUGGAAUACAUUAUGACAGUUGCCUAUGGCAUACAAGAUAUACAACCACAGUGUUUGUACAAUUUAACUAAUCAGUUCAUAGGGCUACACAGCAAAAAAUUCCAAAUGUAUUAUGAUCAUUACUUUGUCAGUUACAAUAUCAGCGUGGAAUGCGUUGGCCUUUGUAAGCUGAAGCAGAUAUGUGCUAUAAAACAUUUAGAUCAUGCUUCAUACACUAACUGUACUUUAAAAGGGAUAAAGUAGGAUUGUUUCAAGGAAAUUGUUUGCAUUGAAUCCUGCAACCUGUAUUCUUUCUCUUCAAUUAAAAAGCAUUCUUCACUUCCAUUA